Solea solea (common sole) is the source of this 651-nucleotide messenger RNA. Its product is annotated as transcription factor BTF3 homolog 4. The transcript has 6 exons. Bases 94 to 570 code for a protein of 158 amino acids. Lineage: Eukaryota; Metazoa; Chordata; Actinopteri; Pleuronectiformes; Soleidae. The record is from RefSeq and is a predicted model, not a curated record.
GAAAAUCAGAAGCGGAAAAGUGUUUUGAUGCUGCUGCGAAUGUUAGCUGCUCGAUUCCAGCCUCAUUAUCAUCGUGAUCACUAACAGAAUAUAAUGAAUCAAGAAAAGCUCGCCAAACUGAAGGCGGAGGUCCGGAUAGGUGGAAAGGGAACUCCCCGCAGGAAGAAAAAGGUUGUUCACAAAACGGCAACAGCUGACGACAAAAAACUCCAGGGUUCCCUGAAGAAACUGGGAGUGAACACCAUCACAGGGAUAGAAGAGGUGAACAUGAUAAAAAGCGAUGGGACGGUAAUCCACUUCAACAACCCUAAGGUCCAGGCUUCCCUGUCAGCCAACACCUUUGCCAUCUCCGGCCACGCUGAGAACAAGCAGCUCACUGAGAUGCUGCCAGGAAUCCUGAGCCAGUUGGGAGCUGACAGCAUCACUAACCUGCGCAAGCUGGCCGAGCAGUUCCCACGGCAUGCAAUGGACAUGAAAGCAGUCAAAGAGGAAAUUGCAGAAGAGGAGGAUGACGACGUACCAGAUCUUGUGGAGAACUUUGACGAACCUUCAAAGAAUGAAGCAAACUGAUGAAUCCUCCUUUUUUUUUUUUUUUUUCUCCCUCUGCUCUCCGUCAACCGUUUUUUUUUUUUUAUGUUUACCUCUUACGGA